GGAUACUGACAACAGACUUUCUAUAGUCCACAAAAUUUCUUCUUAUUUGUUGCUGUAUCUACAAUCCAUUAUGUGUAUUUUCGUGGCCUGCAAUUCCAGAAAAACAAAACGAGCCAAACAUAAGCUUUUCAAAAACUAGAAUUCUCCACAUUAAGACAAAGCACACUCAGUCUUUCCUAUUUUUAGCCCUUCAAACUUGAGGAAUAAUGUCACUCCUAUAUUUUUAUGAGUUUUUUCAUUAGUGAGCUUGGUUCCAUUUGGAUCAGAGUUUAGAUUUUUAUGAAAUGUUCCCAGAAUAACUAAAUUAACUGUCUUUUCUUGAGUUUUUCAUUCUUCUUUUUCUAUGCUUGUCGAUGAAGUUGGUUGACAAGCUGGGUUAGUGUUAUUCAUCAAAAAAGAGGAAAGAAUAUAUGGAUUUAUGGGUGGUUGCAGCAGCUACAGGUGCCGGGUACAUAGCCAAAUACUGGCGGAACUUGACAUCUAAUGAUAGAGAAACCUCAUCUGCAUCAUCUUCCUUUGAUUCAAUUUACAGGAAAUCUGAAUCCAGAAACUUGCUGCAACAAAUAAGGGAUCAGACCAACCCCUUGCGCAGACUAGCCGAUGAACAACUAGAUGUAGAUGGCUUAUUUAUACAUGGAAAAAGGCAAGUGGAGAACAAUGACGACUAUAAUUUGCUUUCAUUAACAAGUUCUCCAACAUUGUUAAGAGAAAAUGAGAAUCUUCAAGGAAUUGGAAAUGGAAUGGAGGGAAAGAAUAACUUCUCUGAUGUAUCUAGACAUCUUAGAAGUAGCUAUUGUGGGAAUUUUUUUGAACCCCUUGAGCUUGAUUCAUUAGAAAGCAGCCUUACAGUUCAGAGGCUAAUGGAGUAUGCUGCAAUGGAGGAAUAUGUUUGUAAUUCACUUCCUGAGGAGUGCAUACCAACCGCGAGGCCAUUGUUGUUAACUGAUUGGAGCCGGAUAAUCAAUAGGGCUAGUUGUGAUCCCAACUGCAAGAUGCGGCUACAGAAUGGAGAAUAUAAGCUUCAAAGUGAAGAUGGGUUAGAGCAAAAUGAGAUGCAGCUGUUACAAAGGAAACUUCAACAAGAGAGUCGGAGGCAAUCCAGACGAUUGUCCAUGAUGAGGAAAACUAGUCAACCAUUCUUUUCACAAGGACUUCCCAAUCCGAAGCUUCUCUUCUUCCUUGGGAUAAGUAUUGGUGCAAUGUCUACCAUUCUUGCAAACAAAGGUGAAAUGGAAAGCUUAAACAAGCAGUUGAAGGAGAAUGAGAACUUGGUUCGAGAUUUACAUGAGGAGCUGGAGAUGAAAGAACUACUACACGUGAAGGAGCUUAAGAUUAAUGAGGCCUUUGAGCCCUUAAGAACAAAUGAACAUCCAGUACUCAGCGAUACACCACAUGGUUCAUACACAGAACAAGAAUUCGAUAUAUAUAACAAAUGUGAAGGUCAGGAGCCAGAUGAUAAGGAAGCAAAAGGUUCUGAGGCAAUGAGUAAAAUUGAGGCUGAGCUUGAAGCAGAACUGGAAAGGUUGGAGAUAAACAUGAGGACAUAUAGCUUGGACAAUAUUUCUGAUUAUGUUGAGAUGAAUCCGGAUUUUGACACAGAUGUUGUUCAUGGUGAUCUAAAACUAGAAAAGGGCAAAGGGAACCCAGGCGGUUUAUCUGAUUCAGACCAUGAAGUAAGAGGGAAAUCCACUGAUCGACCUGAUAAAGAAAACUAUGCUGUGUCACCUCAAGAGUUAAGUAUUCGACUUCAUAAAGUUAUUCAGUCAAGGCUAGAAGCACUCAUCAUUGAACUUGAAACAGCUCUUGAGCAUAGCCAGAAAAGGUUGCAUUCUAUGGAAGUGGAAAGUGUAAUUCCUUGGAAGGAAAGAGACUCGUAUGGCAAUGCAGAAUCUUGUUCCCAUCAAAGCACAGCUUCCAGAGAAGAAAACUAUUGA
Mangifera indica (mango) is the source of this 1934-nucleotide messenger RNA. RefSeq lists its product as uncharacterized. Gene Ontology annotation, biological process: asymmetric cell division. NCBI's taxonomy places the organism in Eukaryota, Viridiplantae, Streptophyta, Magnoliopsida, Sapindales, Anacardiaceae. Bases 411 to 1934 code for a protein of 507 amino acids. The record is from RefSeq and is a predicted model, not a curated record. The transcript has 3 exons.